AAAAGGGGGAAGAGCAGGAGGAGGGGGAGGGAAAAAAAAAAAAAAAAAGAUCUUAGAAAUCCAAAAAGGCUCAUCUGGGAAGGAGAGAGAGGAGACCGAGAGGAAGCGGGAUGCAACUCAACCUGACGCUGAUCUGCAUCGUCUUCGGGGGGUUCCUGCCCGACGCCGCGGCCCGGCGGGAGCAGAUGGACACGGGGCAGUGCGACCUGCCCCGCUCGCAAGGAGAGCUCAACUCCUUCCUCUGGACCAUUCGCCGUGACCCCCCCGCUUAUCUCUUCGGCACCAUCCACGUGCCCUACACGCGAGUUUGGGACUUCAUCCCUGACAACUCCAAGGCCGCCUUCCACGCCAGCUCCAGCGUGUACUUCGAGCUGGACCUCACGGACCCCUACACCAUCUCGGGGCUGGCCAGCUGCCAGAUGCUGCCCCACGGGGAGAACCUGCAGGACGUGCUGCCCCGGGAGCUGUACCGCCGCCUCAAACGCCACCUGGACUACAUCAAGCUGAUGCUGCCCCACUGGAUGACCCCGGACCAGCGGGGCAAAGGGCUCUAUGCCGACUACCUCUUCAACGCCAUCGCCGGGAACUGGGAGCGCAAGAGACCCGUCUGGGUGAUGCUCAUGGUGAACUCCUUGACGGAGACGGACAUCCGCUCCAGAGGGGUGCCGGUGCUCGAUCUCUACCUCGCCCAGGAGGCCGAGAGGAUGAAGAAGAAGACGGGUGCGGUGGAGCGGGUGGAGGAGCAAUGUCACCCGCUGAACGGGCUCAACUUCUCCCAGGUGCUGUUUGCUCUAAACCAAACUCUGCUCCAACACGAAAGCCUUCGAGCAGGGAGUCUGCAGGCCCCUUACACCACUGAGGAUCUCAUCAAGCACUACAACUGUGGAGACCUGAAUGCUGUCAUAUUCAACCAUGACACUUCUCAGGUCCCAAACUUCAUCAACACAACACUCCCACCCCAUGAGCAGGUGACAGCUCAGGAAAUAGACAGCUACUUCAGACAGGAGCUCAUCUACAAGAGGAAUGAGAGGAUGGGGAGAAGAGUGAUGUCACUUCUAAGGGAGAACAGGGACAAGAGCUUCUUCUUUGCCUUUGGAGCAGGUCACUUCCUGGGUAACAACACUGUGAUUGAUGUACUGAGACAAGCAGGAUUUGAAGUGGAGCACACCCCUCCUGGACAACCAAUUGGAAAUUCAAGGACAGCAAAGACAAGCCCAGCCUUGGAGGGACCCUCAGUGACAGCCCUGCCUCCUGUCCAGCUUUCUGAGCAGGUCCCACUGGCAUCUCCUUCCCUGAAGCCGCAGCAGAUGGAUGAAGAAGACAGCCUGUCUCCUCACCUCUUGUUGCCUGACAGCAUCAGCCAGCUGGAGGAGUUUGGCAGGCAGAAGAAAUGGCACAAGAAGCAGCACAAACACCAUCGCCAGAGGCAGUUCAAUGACCUCUGGGUUCGGAUAGAAGACAGCACCACCACGUUGCCUUCCUAUAUCAGGAUAACCAAUGGCUACAUCACAGUCAAACCUCCCAUUUGGAUUUCCAACCAGCUGGAUCAGAGGCCACGUCCCGACCGCCCAUCCCAGCCCCAGCCCACGAGCUCAGCCCCAGCCAGCCUUUCAUGGCCAUCAGUAACAUUUCCUCUCUGCAUGGCCAUAGCUUCUUUUCUUCUGAACCUACUGCAGCCCUCCUGACCACAUUAGUAUUGCAUCCAAUCCCCUGGAAUAGAGAAGAUAAUUUAUGAAUGAAUUGGAGUUUAAGACAGCAACAGUUCCAAGCUGGACCUUCUCAGUGACUCAGUAGUGCCUUCUAGCUGAUUUUGUCUCUUUGCCCAGAUACAUUUUGAAACUCUAAAGCUUUAUUGUAACACUGACUUACAUCUUCUUUUUGUAGAAGGAUCUUUAUUUCCCAUAGUGCUAUGGGGUUUUGUAAAAUAUACAUGUUCAUAUAAAGAAAAAAAAAGAAAAAGAAAAAAUGUAUUUAUUCAACUGGUAAACUUAUUUUUCUUGUUGUAUAUGUUAAUAACAUCCCUAUUAAUCUGUAGCGAUGGUGAAACAGAUAAAUUAAUAUUUUCUAUAUUUGUUUUCUGAUAACUCUGCAAAUGUCUGAACUGACACCAAAUGAAUGCUUUCUUUGUUUCUUUAACCAUUACAUUUUACAGCAACUGUCCAAUAAGUACAUUUCUGCUGAACUUCUUUAUUUUACUUCUUUUUGUCUCAUUAGUAUAGCUUACUCUGAAUAAAGCAGAUCCUGCUCUCUGGGGCCUGUUCCCAUUGGAAAAAUAAGUGCAUUCUUAACUCAUUAGCUGCCACAAUCUAAAAUCACAGUUAUUUUUACAUCAUUUAGUAAAUCAUUAGUCUGCAUAAUCCUCUACAUUCCCCCCAUUUUCUUUAACUAAACUAUUUUACUUCUUUGGAAAUCACCAGGUUCCCUCUUUGCCCUGGGAUUAAUUCACCAGCUAACACAAAUUAAGACAACUUUUUCUUAAUAAAAAAUUGCUUUUAAAGUCUGGAAUAAUCCUACUUGGAAUUAUUUUCUUCUCUUCCUCAUUUUAUAUAAGCAUAAGCCUACAACCUUUUCUAGCAUAAGUGAGAAGAGAGCUUGGUGUGUCUAUAGGUUAUAAAGAUGUAGUGUCCUGUUAAUCUAUAGAACUCCUUUGUACCAGUUACAUUAAUGCCCAUGGACAACCUGGAGGCAAAAAACAUCUACACUUUCCUUUUUCUCUUGCUGCCAUGAGCUGAUAGAGCCUAUAUCCCUGUGCUGAAAUAAUUAUGUCUUGUCCAAAAUCUGCUCAACGCCACAGGAAUCAAACUAACCCCCAUGAGACAUUCAGAACAUUCUUCCAUUUUUAGACUAUAGUACCUGACUUAGAUGGAAAAGUUAUGACACCUUACCCUCACUGAAAAAUGUGCUCCCCAUCCAAAGAGCUGUUGUUAAGGAAUGAGAUUUACAUCAUCUAUGGGGGAAAAAAACUGGUGCCAUCUUAAAAGUUAUUAUGUUUAAAAAGGCAUGUAGAUGUUUUUUCACCACCAGAACAUGAGGAAAAGUCUCUUUGGAUACAAGAGUUCAGAAAAUGAGUUUUGGUUGAAAUAAUGGGGUUUUUUCUAAGUCAUCUACAAACCAAAAAUCAAAACUAUGUGAUGAAAUAAUCUGAUUUAGAAAAGAAGUCUCAAAAUCAGAAAAAUACAAUACAAGCUUUUCUUUAUGGAAAAGCAGUGCUUCUUCACCUUGGAAAAAAGAUAAUGACAAAAAUUAUGAUAACAUUGCUGAUGAAAUUCUGGCUGAAACAACCCUGUAAAUUUCCCAGCAGCCCUGCAGCCUGGUCUCUGGAGCUGCAGAUGAUUCCAUGCGAUCUGCAAGAGUCUGCAGUCAGAGAGAGUUCAGAAUUCAGUUUGCUCGUUUCAUACCAGUUAUUUUAGGAAAGUAAGUUAGAAAGUAACUAGACUACAAAAAUCACAGGGUUUCAUGAUGGAAUACUGAGCAUUUCCAUCAUGCCCCCCAGCCCAUUGCCUUGCAAAGGCCAGGGACAAUACAGAUAACUUCUUUUUAACGUACCAUGAUCCCCAGCCUUUGCUCUAGUUUUGACAGCAGGUUGUGUAGGUUUCUGGUCAGUUUAAGUGGCUAAUAGCACAGGGUGCUAUAAGCUUCCCCACACACACUUUUUUUUGUUUUUAAGUACAACAGUUGGUCUCUUCCAGCCUGGUUAUUCUGUGAUUCUGUGAUAAGGCUGAAUGGAAAACUUUGAGCUUUGCCCCAAAUGUGAGAUUCAAACAGACCCUGUGCAUACUUUCAUAUUGUGUAUUUUGGCUAGCAGAAGAUUAGAGAUGUUAGUUUUGGACAGAAGCCAUUCACCUUGCAUAAUAUUUAUUGCACAGAGAUGGAUAUUGGAAACAUAUUUUGAGAACUUUCAUUUUGGUUUUAUUUGAGCUAUUACUUUAGAAAUGCCUUCAUUUGAAUAUAAUGGUUUAAGAGACCUUCAAAUUCAAUAUUAAUGCAUUUUAAAAAGAUUAUUGGUUCUCCUGAUGUGUUCAAGGCAGAGAUGAAAACUGAAUUAUAAUGUCUUAUUUACAAGAACGUAACUGGAAAUAAGGUAGGUAAAUCUUAAGGGUGAUGAUAAGUUACAUAGUAAAAGUGAGCAGCCAACAAACCAAAACCCAUUGAAAUUUAUUUGUUGUAACCAGAUCGUAUCCAGAAAUUAUUUUGUGAUACUAUCCCAGGAAUAAUUUCAGGUGUUGGAAAACCUACAGUAUAAAUAGACAAGACCAUGUAAAGAUAAGAUAGAGAAAAAUUAAGAGAAAACAGAAACAACUUGUCCAAGACUGUAAGGAAAACCAACAACAGGACCAAGACUAGAAAUUACAAUUCUGAAGAUUCCCAAUCUGUGGCUUUCUCCAUAAACCUCUGGGGCUUCUUUUUAUUUUAUUUUAUUUUA
Messenger RNA from Poecile atricapillus (Black-capped chickadee), 4423 nucleotides. It is a transcript of the gene TRABD2B, whose product is annotated as TraB domain containing 2B. Gene Ontology annotation, molecular function: Wnt-protein binding; metalloendopeptidase activity. Lineage: Eukaryota; Metazoa; Chordata; Aves; Passeriformes; Paridae. The transcript has 7 exons. Gene Ontology annotation, cellular component: organelle membrane. Bases 111 to 1685 code for a protein of 524 amino acids. The record is from RefSeq and is a predicted model, not a curated record. Gene Ontology annotation, biological process: negative regulation of Wnt signaling pathway.